AUGGACUUGGGCAGCAAAGAUGUCCUGGUGGAGAGCCCCCCGGACUACUCAGCAGCCUCCCGGGGCAGGAUCAGCAUCCCCUGCUGCCCAGUGAACCUCAAACGCCUUCUCAUCGUGGUCGUGGUGGUGGUCCUUGUCGUCGUGGUGAUUGUAGGGGCCCUCCUCAUGGGCCUUCACAUGAGCCAGAAACAUACUGAGAUGGUCCUAGAGAUGAGCAUUGGAGCGCCGGAAGCCCAGCAACGCCUGGCCCUGAGUGAGCAUGUGGGUACCACUGCCACCUUCUCCAUUGGCUCCACUGGCAUCGUGCUGUAUGACUACCAGCGGCUCCUGAUUGCCUAUAAGCCAGCCCCAGGAACCUGCUGCUACAUCAUGAAGACGGCUCUGGAAAGCAUCCCUAGUCUUGAAGCUCUCACCAGAAAAUUCCAGAACUUCCAGGUGGACUCCAACUUAAUGAGCUGCUUUUUCCAGGCCAAGCCUGCAGCGCCUACCUCUAAGUUGGGCCAGGAGGAGGGGCGUGACACAGGCUUGGCAUCCUCUGGAGGAGACCUGGCUUUCCUGGGCAUGGCGGUGAGCACCUUGUGUGGCGAGGUGCCCCUCUACUAUAUCUAG
This is a messenger RNA of Cynocephalus volans (Philippine flying lemur), 609 nucleotides long. RefSeq names its product surfactant protein C (gene SFTPC). The record is from RefSeq and is a predicted model, not a curated record. Bases 1 to 609 code for a protein of 202 amino acids. Gene Ontology annotation, biological process: respiratory gaseous exchange by respiratory system. NCBI's taxonomy places the organism in Eukaryota, Metazoa, Chordata, Mammalia, Dermoptera, Cynocephalidae. The transcript has 5 exons. Gene Ontology annotation, cellular component: extracellular region; alveolar lamellar body.